AUCUUCUGCACUUGGUGGAUUUUCUCCCUUUCCCCUCGGGACAGCGAGCGAAGAAGCAGCAAGUAACUCUGCUGUAUUAGAGAUCUCAACUGGUGAAUUCUUGACAACUGUACUGGAAAAACAGGGUGUUACUGGCCCCUGUAAAUACAUUUGGACAUGUUUCACAUUGUAAUAUUUGAGUCCACCAAUGAAGUGGAAGUAGUGCCUGCAAUCUGGGUAAAAGAUAACACCUGUAUGUGGCCACCAUACAAACAUGAUGAAAUAGUGAAAGCAGUAAGAUCACAGGAACCAACUGGACCUCACUGGAUUCCAUACAAAGUGCGGAAAAUAUUAAGCAAAGCUACAUACGAGGAAGCAAGAGUCAAAUUGCCAGAGGCUGAGCGAUUCACAGAUUUGACUGAUUCAGAAGACUCUCCAAAACGCAAACGGAGAAGACUGAAGAAGAACCCAAUCCGUGAGGAUGAUGACAGUGACAGUGAGAGGCUGGGACCAUUCACACUACCAAGCCCUCCAGACCUUGCCCCAGUGGACAUGCUGAUACACUCGCUCCCCCUUUCACAAUCUUUAAAUGCAGGAAGCUCAGGCACUCAAAGGACUGACAUCAGUCAAUUGUGCCCUGAAAGAAGGUGCAACAGAACACCAGCCCAGGGAUCAAGAGUGCAGGAGGAUGUUGAAUCACUCACUGGAAGAAACACACCAUCUCUGGCCAGUAAUGACCAUUCCAGCAACUUGAUUGAUUCAAGAACCAAAACCACACCAACCCGUCCCCGAAAUACAGACUUCAGCGAAUCUGUGAUACGAACCAUCCUGACCAAUCAAGAAGUGAUUAAGGAACAGAUGGGAAUAUUGGUAAAACUGGUGUAUGACUUAAAAGGGACUGCAGAGGAGAGCUCAUCUCUGCCCCUAGAAACAUUUCCUAUGGCAAGCCUACAUGAUCUGCAGGUUUUGGAGGGGCAGUUGCAAGAUCAGGAGUUUAAGAAAAAUCUGACAACUACCUUGACACAAAGAGGGGGUACAGCUGUCAAGGAUACUGUUUGGAGGAUGAUGGGAUUCCUCUUGACCAAUCAAGUUGCCAGACAGCUGAACUGGAAAGGAGUUAAUGGCAAAGGAGCGUUUAAGACCCUUACUCUUAAAGGAGUAAUCAAUGAGGCAGUGAGAAGAAACCGCCUGACUGCAACAUCCACUGACCAAGAAGUUGAGCAGUGGGUUAAAAGAUGGCUUCAUCUUGCUGGAGAUAGAGAUGGAGGACGGCGUGCCAGACAGCGUGCAACAAAUAACCUGGUCUAAUGUUACUUGUUUUGUUAAUUCAGUGUGCUGACACACAGACACACACACACACACACACACACACACACACACACGCACACACAAACUUAUGUAUUCUAGUUUCAGCCAAUGUGCUCACAUAAGCUACUGUAUAGGACUUUUGAAUUAUUUGCCUCAGAGUGACAACAUGUCUUUCAUCAGUUGUCAUUGGUUCCUGUAUUAUUCAUCCUCAUGCAGUGUUGAGUCAAAACGCAGAGUAUUUUGAAACUAUUA
This is a messenger RNA of Sander lucioperca (pikeperch), 1539 nucleotides long. RefSeq lists its product as uncharacterized. Bases 157 to 1287 code for a protein of 376 amino acids. NCBI's taxonomy places the organism in Eukaryota, Metazoa, Chordata, Actinopteri, Perciformes, Percidae. The record is from RefSeq and is a predicted model, not a curated record. The transcript has 13 exons.